AUGUUUGAACCAUCAAAGGAGCCGGUCAAUGAGGCUGUGAUUUCUCCAGCUGAGACAGAGAAUGGAAUCAACAUUUUCAAGCAACCAAACAAUCCAACGCCCGAACAAUUACAGCCAACUGCGAGGAAGCCUCCCCAAGCAGUUCCUUUUACUAUGGAGUGUCUAUUUGGGAGUGAUAAAGACGAUUCAAAUGCCUCCCUGAUUCCAAGAAAGCGAAGACGUAGAGAUCCAAGGUUGGGAGUGCUUAUUACUGAACUAGUACAACAACCAACUUCAAAUAUUGAACCAGCCCAGGUUAAUCAAGAUGAUCAAAGUCCAAUUGUUGAACCAACACAGGUUAAUCAAGACUCUUCUGCCCCACCACCUCCAGAGCACGAUUCUGCAUCUGUCAAGUUAGCCAAGCUACGUGCUUUUCAAGACUCUAUUCCUCAGUCAAAAGGAAAGGGAAUAUCUAUUGGCUCAGGGCAAGGAGGUGAUGAAGACUCUCAACAAACCAUUUCUGAGCUCAAACAAGAGAUCGUAACUUUCAAACAAGAGGACUUGCUGAUUGGCAACUUGGAUGUGAGAGUUUCUGAGCUUGCAAAAGAAAAUUCUCAAAAGAGUUCUGAUGAUGAAAAAGCUUCAGAGACAUCUGAAAGAGUCGUGGUUAGUCCUUCCCAAGAUUCUAACCUUGAUCAAUUUCUAUCUUCUGGCUUCGUCACAACUGAAGAAAGAAGGGAGAAGUAG
Molecule: messenger RNA, 726 nt
Organism: Lactuca virosa
Lineage: Eukaryota; Viridiplantae; Streptophyta; Magnoliopsida; Asterales; Asteraceae
Source: the annotation of a GenBank genome assembly